Messenger RNA from Malurus melanocephalus (red-backed fairy wren), 2749 nucleotides. RefSeq names its product olfactory receptor 6F1-like. The coding region runs from base 278 to 1312 and encodes 344 amino acids. The transcript has 2 exons. The record is from RefSeq and is a predicted model, not a curated record. Gene Ontology annotation, molecular function: olfactory receptor activity; G protein-coupled receptor activity. Gene Ontology annotation, biological process: G protein-coupled receptor signaling pathway. NCBI's taxonomy places the organism in Eukaryota, Metazoa, Chordata, Aves, Passeriformes, Maluridae. Gene Ontology annotation, cellular component: membrane.
CUGGCGACUCUCAGGUGUAUGAUCUCACUGCAGGAAGCUGAACUGAGGAGGGUUUACAYUUCGUGUGUGUGCACACAAAACUCCCUGUAGUGGAAUUACAGCGGUGGCUGGGAGAGGGAAAAGAUCAGGAGUGCAAGCUCGCAGCUCCUACUGGAUGAAGAGGAAACAAGGUCAGACAAUUGCCGCCAGCUYGAAGUGAGCCGGCAAGGGGAGAGCUGUUCAUACACACACCUUCAUCUGAAUCCAGAGCUCCCCACAAUAAACCUACCUCUUUCCAAUGUUCUCCAUUAGCCAAGGGGRCCGUGGCUUCCUUGGGAGGAUGAUGCACGAAAAGAUGUCAUUUGGAUCAUUUCCACAGGCAAAUCRGAGKGACAUCAGCAUUUGGAAGGACAUGGCAAAUGGGACAAGUGUGGAAGAAUUCAUCCUUCUUGGCUUCCCAGGCACAUGGCAAUCCCGAGUCUUCCUUGUGGUGGUGUUUGCCCUGAUGUACACCCUGACACUAAUAGGCAAUGCAUCCAUCAUAGCCCUUGUGUGGACAAGCAGCAACCUACACACCCCAAUGUACUUUUUCCUCUGUAAUCUSUCCUUUCUGGAGAUCUGGUACACCACAGGUGCUGUUCCCAAAGCCAUAGGAGUCAUGCUGGGGACUAGCCAGACCAUCUCCUUCAGUGUCUGCAUCCUCCAGUUGUUCUUUCUUCUCUCUCUAGGCUCCACUGAGUGUUUUCUCCUGUCUGUCAUGGCCUAUGACCGCUACUUAGCCAUCUGCUACCCCCUGAGAUACAGCUCCCUCAUGAGCAGCAUCCUCUCUGUUCGGCUGGCAYUCAGCUCCUGGCUAGGAGGCUUUCUGGCCAUCUCCCUGCUGGCCUUUCUGACAUCCAGGUUGACAUUCUGUGGGCCAGACAUCAUUAAUCAUUUUCUCUGUGAUAUAGACUCCUGCGUUGCCCUCUCCUGCAGUGAUACACGGUCUGUGGAGCUGGCAACCUUCGUUGUCUCCAUAAUCGUCGUGGUGGCUUCCUGUGUGGUCACCCUGGUCUCCUACAUGUGCAUAAUCUCUUCCAUCCUGAGGAUCCGGUCAGCCCAUGGCCGGAAAAAGGCCUUUUCCACCUGCUCUGCCCAUCUCAGUGUUGUCACCAUCUGGUAUGGCUCCACCAUAUUCCUGUAUGUCAAACCAUCGGCCCAGAACUCCCUGGAGCUGAACAAAAUCGCCAAUGUCUUUAACACAGUGGUAACUCCUUGUUUAAACCCCUUCAUUUACACACUCAGAAACAAAGAGGUGAAACUUGCUCUGGGUCGGGUUUUCCAGAAGAAGUGAAGGGACKUUUCAAAGGGCAGCAGUUGAACAAACAGAUUCAUCCCCUCCCUCCCAUGGCUUCUGCCCUGCAGAUCCCCGCUGAAGUGUAGGUCUGUGUGGGCACCRCUGGCAGUGAGAAGCCACCAAUGUYCCAAUGAGCUCCUACCACCUUACAGCCCUCUCUGGCUGGGCUGAGCCUCAGUUCUSCUGUUUCCACCACCCUCUGUUCAUUCCCAGUGAUUUCAGAAUGCUUCCCAUUCCUUUAAAAUGAUUGGAAAAGGUCACAACCCCUAUCCAUAAAUGGUUCUGGAACAGAGUGUAAUGGUACUCCCACAGGUUUCUACCCCAGUUUGCCAAGUGCUUCAUUUUGUCAGGGCUUGUCUGAAUCUGUUAAAGAAACCCCAGCUACUUUAGGAAACAUUGCUUUAGGAAAUAGAUGUGUGUUUCUCCAUUCAACCUGAUGUUUUGUGGAUGAAUCUAUGCCACAUUCUUGUAGCUAUUUMAUCAAAUAGUACUCUGAUUCAAGAUAAAAUUUGGCAAUGUCUCAUAUCUCUGCCAAUAGCCAUUAUUACUAACAUAAGACUGCAAACAAAAUUUGCGUAAUUCCUCUUCUUUUCUCUCCUUAACAUCUGAAUCUACUCUCUUAUUUUUAAUUAAAAUUAUGCAAAAUUGUGUGCUUCAUAYUAGAUGUGUCAGGGCAUUUCCACAUCUAAAAACCCACAUAAUUUUCUGCAGUACAUCGUUCCACCCAUUUUGGGCUUUGUUGUGGAAAAACUCUAAUGUGUUUGGCAAAGCACUCAAAGUGCAGASCUGUGGAAGGCUGUCUGGAAAACAAGUGUAAAGUCUCUCUUUACACUCACUGGAAGGGUAUUAGUGCUUCCAAACAGCACUUGCCUUUCCCCUCCCGAGUUUCAUUUCAGUACAGGUGAAUCAUGUUCUCAAAGUUUUCCUUUUCACAUACUGACAGUGAGGAGAGUCCGUGUAACCACCUCAUAAUGAGGARGCAUCAGCGUGGUAGACAGGUGUUUAUGGAGGGUGUGGGAUUAAUUUCACCUGAGUGCAGAGCUCUCCAGGGGAGAUGAUUGAGUCUGAAUUGAACAUCUACUCCUCUCUCCUAGAAGCAAUGGUGCUUAGACCUACAUCCAGGCCCAGACACCACCAAUUCCCACUCUUUGUCAGCUGUGCUCUUUUUCAGCUGCAUUUGGGAAAAUCCCUGGGACAGCACACUGAGAAAGCAGAGAGAGCCUGUGAGUGGAUUUAUCCUCAGGUAGACAUCACUGCUUGUCAUCCGUGCUUAGGAAUGAUGCAUUUUUGGGAGAAUUGUAUAUUUGGAGUUUUGAAGCCCUCUGCAGUACCAGGGAGCAACAGAAAGCAGGAGCUGAAAUGUGCAAUAUAUCCUAGACACAGCAGAGURCACAACAGUGAGAGCUGCUGUGAAUUCUUCAUCAGCACUUCUCA